AUGGAUGCUUUAAUUCUCACUCUUCAUGCGGAUAUUGAGCCAGAAUUUCAGGUACAUACUCAAAAUUUAAGUAGAAAAGCAAUUGAUCUAGUAAAGACAAGUACUGGAAGAAGAAUAGCAAUCGAAUUUGAUAAUAUUAAGACAGCAUGUAUUAAAUUGGGCAAAGGUAAAGUUCUAGAAAGCUGGCAGGAAUUGACUCAAGUGUCACGAUUAUUGUCAGAAAAAUCAGAUGAAGAAAUUUUAAGCCUUGAAAUUAGUGAUAAAUAUCGGCCUAGACAAAAGACAGUCCGUGAAGUUUUGGAACAGAAAAUUAAUGUGAAAAAAAAUGAGUACUUAACGCCUUUAAGAGAUCGAAACGAUGCUGAAUUGAGUUGUAUGUUUAUUGUUUUGAGAGAGCAACAAAGAUAUCAAAACAACCCUUUCACCAUCCGAACAGAACUGCAAGAAGAUUUAAUGGAAAUAUCACCGCAAAUUACAGAGGCCAGCUGUGGAAAAGAUAUACCAUUAACCAGAGACGAAUGUAGAAGGGAUCCUAUAUUAUUCGAGAGCAACGCCGAUAUUGGUUUUACUCAGGCUUUACAAAAUAAUGAUACCUCCCCCUCAUCUAAAAAUGUUAUUGAACCAGCUCCUAAAUUAUGUUCCAAGUUGGAUGAUCUGAAAAAAGAAGGAUAUUAUGUCUCGCCUGGUAUCUCAAUUAACGAAGCUCCCAAUAAGAAAAAGAAGAAAGAAAAAGGUAACGUUUAUGAAAAUAAGCCUAAAAAGAUCUCAAAACCGCAAGCCAUGAUUCGAGAGUUAUCAGUCGUACCAAUUUCUGAUGAACUAUCAAUCACUAUAUCUGGAAGGAAUAUCCAUUGCCUAUAUUGUGAAGUUGAUGACAUUGAAAAAAAGGGGGAUCGAACAAAUCGGAAGUCCGAGAUGCAAGUGUAA
Messenger RNA from Diversispora eburnea, 927 nucleotides. The record is from the annotation of a GenBank genome assembly. Lineage: Eukaryota; Fungi; Glomeromycota; Glomeromycetes; Diversisporales; Diversisporaceae.